AUGAUUGAGAUUGUUCGACAAAUUCGUGAGAGGAUCAAGGAAGAUCAGGAUCGACAGAAAUCAUAUGCUGAUGUUCGAAGAACCGAUCUCCAAUUUGAGGCUAGAGAUAAAGUUUUUCUGAAGAUUGGGCUACCACCAAGCUUUGGGAAAGUACACAACGUUUUCCAUGUGUCACAAUUGAGAAAGUAUGUGUUCGACCCUAACCACAUAAUUCAUCAAGAGGAGAUGAUGAUUUUGAAUCCGAAUUUGAGUUACAAAGAAAAGCCCGAAGCCAUUCUGGGUCGGAAGGUGCAAGAGUUGAGAAAUAAGUCUAUUGCUUCGGUGAAGGUUCGGUGGAGAAAUCAUGGCGUUGAGGAAGCUACGUGGGAAUUGGAAGACAAGAUGAGGGAGAAGUACCCAGAAUUGUUUGAAUGA
Molecule: messenger RNA, 414 nt
Organism: Salvia splendens (bonfire salvia)
Lineage: Eukaryota; Viridiplantae; Streptophyta; Magnoliopsida; Lamiales; Lamiaceae
Exons: 2
Coding region: 1-414 (137 amino acids)
Source: RefSeq, a predicted model, not a curated record